AACUCGAAAGAAGGAGCAAGAGCGGCAGCGCCUGUUAUGGCAGAUACCUUACAUGCAGCUGAGAAAACCUCCCACCUCGCGUGAACUUCAACAACAGAGCAAGCGUUCACUUCAAUCUGGUAAAUCGGUGUUGACAGGAGAUUCAAAGCUCACAGAAUCGAAUUUUGGCGACUACGAAAUAUAUUUCUUAGAAGGCAACGCUGUCUUAACCACAAAAUAUCCAGUGACCGGUCUUACCGAUGAAGACGGAUCCAGAUUCCCACAGAUGAGAAGGUUGGAUCAUGAUAAUGUCAAUCGAUUCAUUGGACUCUCAGUUGAUGGCGCUGAAUAUGUGGCUAUUUGGCGUAUGGUACUCGGUAUCUGCACAACUCUGUCAUCGGAGCCCAUGGUCGUGUCCGAUCGCGAGUGUUUGGUAACUGACAGCUGGCAAGUUAAGAUAUCGGACUACGGGACUGGGUCAUUGCGAGAAGAAGAGCGCCUCAAGAAAAAACGUCUGCUAUGGAUGGCUCCUGAACAUCUUCGAUCCCCCGAUACCUCUUCGAAGGCAUCAAAAGAGGGCGAUGUAUACUCGUUCGCUAUUAUCGCCUCAGA
This is a messenger RNA of Ostertagia ostertagi, 591 nucleotides long. Lineage: Eukaryota; Metazoa; Nematoda; Chromadorea; Rhabditida; Trichostrongylidae. The record is from the annotation of a GenBank genome assembly.